This is a messenger RNA of Colletotrichum navitas, 396 nucleotides long. RefSeq lists its product as uncharacterized. The transcript has a single exon. The coding region runs from base 62 to 307 and encodes 81 amino acids. The record is from RefSeq and is a predicted model, not a curated record. NCBI's taxonomy places the organism in Eukaryota, Fungi, Ascomycota, Sordariomycetes, Glomerellales, Glomerellaceae.
GUGGCAACCAACAGACACAUGCGGUUUGUUUGUCACUUGCCUGAUCCAUACCAUUGGCUAUAUGCACAGAACCCUAGAUAGAGUCGCAGCUGUGUACCGGUACUCACACCACACUGAAGUACGUAUCCUCUUCCUUCCUCUUUCUCUCUCACCUGCAUGCGCGACAAACCCCAACCGAAAACUUGGGAGCUCUUGGUUGCGACUGUACUUUGCUGCGCCUCUACCUUGCAUCAACCCUCGUCCCUGCCUCGUCCCUUUCCGGGUGUCUUUGUCGGCGUGCCAAACAUGUCAUCGAUCCUCGUAUUAGUGUACAACGGCAGCAAUAGCAUGAAAAAAAGAAGCAGGAAAAAGAAAAGAAAAAAGAAAAAAGAAAGAAAAAAGAAAAAGCAAACCCGG